Rhinopithecus roxellana (golden snub-nosed monkey) is the source of this 1052-nucleotide messenger RNA. It is a transcript of the gene PHF5A, whose product is annotated as PHD finger protein 5A. Gene Ontology annotation, cellular component: catalytic step 2 spliceosome; precatalytic spliceosome; U12-type spliceosomal complex. Gene Ontology annotation, biological process: mRNA splicing, via spliceosome. Lineage: Eukaryota; Metazoa; Chordata; Mammalia; Primates; Cercopithecidae. The transcript has 4 exons. The record is from RefSeq and is a predicted model, not a curated record. The coding region runs from base 93 to 425 and encodes 110 amino acids.
ACCAAUCACAGCGACGUGGAGGCAGGAACAAUGGGAGAUAAAGGUCGGACGGAAGUUCUCGAAGCUUCCGGUGGCCGGCUUAAUUGGGAGCUAUGGCUAAACAUCAUCCUGAUUUGAUCUUUUGCCGCAAGCAGGCUGGUGUUGCCAUCGGAAGACUGUGUGAAAAAUGUGAUGGCAAGUGUGUGAUUUGUGAUUCCUAUGUGCGUCCCUGCACUCUGGUGCGCAUAUGUGAUGAGUGUAACUACGGAUCUUACCAGGGACGCUGUGUGAUCUGUGGAGGCCCUGGGGUCUCUGAUGCGUAUUAUUGUAAGGAGUGCACCAUCCAGGAGAAGGACAGAGAUGGCUGCCCAAAGAUUGUCAAUCUGGGGAGCUCUAAAACAGACCUCUUCUAUGAACGCAAAAAAUACGGCUUCAAGAAGAGGUGAUUGGUGGGUGGCCCCUUCCUCCCCCCAACAUCAAGCUGCUGCAGCUGCCAGAAAACAUGCCUACUACUACCAGCAGAAAGGGAGCAGAGACCAUAGCAUCACCAGGAGUGCCUGCUAGUGUACUGGCAGCUUGUCACCCCCUCCUCUCCCUUCACCCAGACAUGUGGUAGGGAUGGAAAAGGAUUCUUCACAGAGCACUCUGGCACACCGUAUCAGAGAAAAGUUGAUAGAUUAGUUAAUGGUUUUUCUUGAAUUUGAGAAGCAGAGAUCUGUUCUCCAUAUUGAUAUGUUCUCCUUCAACCAAGAUCUUCUAAAAAGAAAUAAUAUUUUAGUCUUCUGCUUGAGGAGUUGACUGUGAAGCUACAGCCAGUGAAAACCACGUUCUUGCAGCAGCUCUGGUGGCAGCUGUCCUUGAGGAACCUUUGGUGUGUGGUGGGAAGCUAUCAGAACAAGAAAUGUAGGCAUUUACUGUUUUUUGGGGGGGGGGGGGGGGGGGCACGCUCCGCCAUCUUGAAAGGCAUUUAUUCAUUUAACACUUGUGCUGGUGUCAUGUUAUUUUCCUUUUGAGAAAUUGGAAACUCUUUCUGUUGCUAUUAUGUUAAUAAAGUUGGUGUUUAUUUUCUGAUA